AUGCGUGUGUCGAGCAUUCGCCUCUUGGACGACCAUGCGAAGCGCAGGGGCACAUGCGACAGCGCCUUGCAGCUUGUGGACUGGCUGAUUUACAUGUGCACCGGCGCUGACCGCGGCUUCUCUUCACUGCCGUCGACGUUUGAGCGGCUCGCCGCGGAAGUCGGCCUAGCUGUGGAGUGCCACAUUGUGCAGACCAGGGACGGGUACGAGCUGCUCUUGCACCGCCUUGUCGGUCGCCGCGCCAAACGACGGCCCGUCUUCCUGAUGCACGGCCUAUUUGAGGAGUCGACGGUGUGGCUAGCGCACCGGCGCAGCUCGCUGGCCUACCGGCUGGUGGAGGGAGGGUACGACGUGUGGCUCGGGAACACACGGGGCAACGCAUAUUCGAGCGGGAAGUGGGGCCUGUGGGGCUCGCGCAUGCACAGCUGGGGAAACGACGAGUUGGCGAGCGAAGACAUCGCCGCGUCUGUGCAGGCGGUCCUCGAGGUGGCGCACGCCGAGGGGCUGCAGGCGGACAAGGUCAUCUUCAUCGGCCAGUCGCAGGGCGCUUCGAGCGCCAUCACCGCCUGCUCGCUGCGCGAAGGCUUGGGCGGGCGGUUGGCAUGCCUCGUGCUGCUCGCCCCGCCCCUCUGCCUGCAAGCCUCGGUGAACCCCACGCUGCGCCUCGCCCUCAAGACGCCCUCCCUCGUGUACCGCGCCGUCUUCGCCUUUGUCCUUCCGAUCGGAAGGCUCGUGCCGAAUGCCAUCUACCUCCCCAUCGCCAAGGCUGGCAUGCGCCGAAUGGGCUUUGUCGUACGCCCCCACGACCCAGACGCGGCGGCCAUCACCUUCCGCUGCGUGCCCUCCGGGUCCACGAGCAGCCCAAACUUGAGCCUUUGGUUUGGGAUGGCGGCGGAGGGCGGAGCGCUCGACGUGAAGACGAAGCAGGUGACCUGCCCCGUGAUCGCCUACUUGGGCGGACAGGACGUAAUCCUCGACUGCGACGCCAUCACGACCCUCCUGCAAAGAUUGCCCGACCUGCAUCGGCUGCACGUGCAGCCAGGCUUUGCGCACGCCGACUUUGUCUGGUCCGCGGACGCCCCCAGCAUCGUCUACGGGCAGCUGCUGGAUGAGGUGGACGCGUUUAGCGGAUGA
This is a messenger RNA of Emiliania huxleyi CCMP1516, 1134 nucleotides long. RefSeq lists its product as hypothetical. The record is from RefSeq and is a predicted model, not a curated record. Gene Ontology annotation, biological process: lipid metabolic process. Lineage: Eukaryota; Haptophyta; Isochrysidales; Noelaerhabdaceae. Bases 1 to 1134 code for a protein of 377 amino acids. The transcript has a single exon.